This is a messenger RNA of Anopheles maculipalpis, 12138 nucleotides long. RefSeq lists its product as uncharacterized. The record is from RefSeq and is a predicted model, not a curated record. NCBI's taxonomy places the organism in Eukaryota, Metazoa, Arthropoda, Insecta, Diptera, Culicidae. Bases 251 to 12112 code for a protein of 3953 amino acids. The transcript is spliced from 17 exons.
GAUGAUGACGAUGAUGAGUGUAUGUAAUUUGUGGAGAAAUUGUGAGAGAAGCAAUGGUAGUAAUUCUACGGCAUAGCGUACCGAACCAGGCGCUUGAAAGUCAAUUUGUUUGGUAAAUCACUGCCAAAAAGAGCAGUAGGCUGGUCUUCUCUAUAUGGCGAAUUAGAUUUGUGUGUGGACGUGUGUGUGUGUAUCUGUUUUGGUGGGUUUGAAAAAAGAGAAGUACGUAACGUAAAGCAGGAAAAAAAUCAUGUUUAGCUGUCUUUGGCAAUUAUGGGAUUGGAUUGAUCCACCCACGUUCACGACGAUGGAGAGUAAAAAGUUGCAACAGUUGCAACAGGCCAAUUCGCAUCUGGCGCCGAUGCCUCAGAUGAAGCCUCCACAAGGUGGCGGUGGUUUUCAGCAUCCGCCACCACCGGGCGGCUACGACUAUGGUGCAACGGCAGCAGCUCCGGGUCGUGCGACUAUGUUUCCACAGAAUCCAUCACAGUACCAGAACUAUGGUCAGCACAGUCAACACCCGUCGUCGCUACGCUCACCUUACUCAACCGGUAGCCCAAAGUCGUCCCUCAGCACCAACAGUGGUGCCCUCUACGGAGCGACUGACGUUGGGGAUCUUUCCUCAACGAGCGGUGGCCCAUCCUAUCAUCUACCGCCGGGACAGCAAGGACUGCUUCUACCGCAUCAGCAACAGUUUCGCAGCAAUACCCUCGGUCCAGGGGGAAGUUACGGUUAUGAUCAGCACCAGCAACAGCUGUACCGUGUUAGCUCUCCAUCGAGUGGUAGUGGUGGAGCAAGCGGCGAACGGGAACGAUUGUACCAAACUGCACCUUUAGUACGAUCUGGCAUUACUGGAAGUGGCGUUGGAACGCCUCACUCUGUGACGAGUGGGAUGAGCUCGUCCCAAAAUGCCCCAAUGUCAAAGCUCGAGCUGCAGUUUCAACAACUUCAGCGAGAAAAAAUACAACAACAGAUCAAAACGGCCACUGAAGCCAUUGCACAUCAGCAACAAACGUUUGCCUUACGGCAACAGUUGAAUCCGCCAGUUCCAAACUAUCACUUAAAGCAAAAUCUGCUGCAGAAUCUUUCUCAGCAUCAUCAACAACAAAUUCAGCAACAGCAGCAGCAACAACAACAGCCACCGCCUCAAAAUCAGCUGCAAGUUCAUAAACAUCCCCAAUAUUCUGCUCAGCAGCAACAACAGCAGCAGCAAAAGCAAUUACAGCAGCAGCAACAACAGCAGCAACAGCAAAAGCAACAGCAUCAGCAGAUGCAACAUGCCAUGAAACAACAGCAGCAACUGCAGCAGCAACAGCAACAAUUGCAGCACCAUCAACAACAGCAGGCACGAUAUGCUUCGAGUGGUUCACAGAACCGUAAUGCACCGCCAUCUAGCCUGAAUCUUAUGAAUCACUGUCAACCGGCAGCUAGCGAAACUGAUAAGAUAAUGCGUUCGCACGUGCCAUCCUACCAUGGGACAGUCGACACGACUGGUGCGGUCAUUGGUUUGUACGGAGAGGAGGAAUCUUUAUACCAUCAAAAGGGUGGCUAUCAACAGGGAGGAAUAUCUUCACCACCAGGCACGAAUAGCGAAAUUAUCAUCCAGCAAAACAUUCCCGGCCAGGUGGUUAAUCAGGCUUGUCAGACACAGAUCAGUUCGAUGCUGUUAGCUGGAAACAAUGGUGGAGGAGCUUCACAACAGCAACAGGUCAAAUCGUCGCCAUCAGACACACUCUCAAGUCCUUCGCACGAUUCUAGCGAGCGCCGGCGCGGUGGUGGCAGUGGACAGCAGCAUACACUAAAAUCUCCCGUCACCAAGCGGCCAGCUAAUGCGCCCGUAGCGUUGUCCGGCUGGCUGUAUAAACAGGGUUCCGACGGGUUGAAAGUAUGGCGCCGCCGCUGGUUUGUGUUGUCUGAGUACGUGUUGUAUUAUUACAAAGGUCAGGAAGAAGAGAAAUUGCUGGGAACCGUGCUUCUUCCUUCGUACAAAGUAUCUGCCUGUUUUCCGGAAGACAAAAUCUACCGAAAGUUUGCGUUCAAAUGUGAGCAUGCGAAUAUGCGCACGUUCGUGUUUGCGGCGGAAAACGGUGAAUCCAUGAGCCAGUGGGUACGAGCGUUGACAUUAGCCACUAUGAUGAUACAGCAUGUAGGUCCCGAGCAGGAGGGAAACCAGCAGCAGUACGGCAAUAACCAAGCAAACAACAGCGGAAACGGCGGUGAACUUUUGUCCAGCGACUCCAGCGGUACUGCUGGUGGCCCUCAGUCACAGGGUUCGAAUGAUACUAUGAAACUUAUUCAGCAAACGAGUGGCAACGGAAGUAGCAGUAGCAGUGGGGUAGGAGGUGGUGGGACUGGGCUUAACGACAGUAUGUCGUUACCACAGCCACUGUACGCGAAUGCACCUCCUAAGCCGAGACGGGUCAAUGAUGCAGGUUACUCUUCACCUAGUCCUGAACACACGUUUCUGCCAGAUCGCUACGAACAAAUGGUGCAAAAUCAGCAAAUGCUAUUCCCAGGAACAGCACCCGGUCCGCAGGGUACUGGCGCAUUGACGUUGGGAAAUAACCGGACGCCGACUGCUUUAACAGCUCAGGCGAUCUACGGUGAUCCGAAACGGAUCGAGCGAGAUUUGUACAUUCAAAAGCUCAUAGAGCAGCAGCAACAACAGCAGCAAUUGAAUGCUUCCAAACAGCAACAACAGCAGCAACAACAACAACUUGGAAUGCAGUCGUCGCCCCUUCAUGCCCAGAAACUGCGUAGUACGCCCGGCGCUGGAACGAAUCCAUUUCUGUAUCCAAGUAAUGAUCGCCGUACUCCGGAUACGUACGGUCCGCCAAAUGCAGCGAUCGAUCCCAAGCAUAUGUCCGACUAUGAGGACAUCUAUAAUUUAACUAUGUUGUCGAAAACGCUACCGUCAAACGCUGCUGGUCAGAUGGAUGGGAUGAUCAGCGAAGGAGGAGGUAUGGCAGGUGGGACAAGCUAUAAACGACCAUCCAGCCCAUUGCGGUACGACAGUAAUGGAGCAUUUCCUACGUACAUGGGAAAUACAUUGUACAAUGCAGGUCAAUUUGAGCAAACAAUACCUUCAGGUGCCGCGCCAUUACCGCAGCACGUUCAGAUGCGUGCACGACCUAUUCCACCAAACAUUCCAAGACCACAUUCUGCCGACUUUUUGGACUAUGAAGCAAGGCAUCCCAUUAGCCAGGCAAUCAGCGGCACUAACGACGAGUCGAGCCCAGUACAUCGUACUCCACGGCCAAAAUCUAGCCUGGACAUUAAUCGUACGCCAGAUCACUAUUACUAUUCUGAGGCCAGCUAUGCGGAGAAGAUGCGUCUGCAAAGUGCCUCGUACUUGCAGCGGGCAAACAACUCGAGUAAUGGGGCAUCACGCAAGCAACGAUCCGAUGAACUUCAAGGAUUGUUCGCUAGCGGAACGAUGCCCCGAGAAGGAUUGUAUCGCAGUGGCAGUGGUAAAAUAAUACAAUCGCAACAACAGCAACAGGUGGAGGAUUAUGCUAACGGGUCACAAAGUAUGCCACGACCAUCCGCUACUGACCGAACGGCCGGAAGCAGCCGUCCUACAGUUAGUAGUUUGAAAAAACAAGGUAGUGGUUCUUCCUUGCAACAGCAGCAGGAGCAAUUCGCUCGCUCAGCAAGCGCACGUUUGCCUCGCAAAGAGGAAGAUUCAUCCGCGCGGGACGGUGAACGCAAGCGGGAAGAAUCAAUGAAGCGGCUGCUUGAAUGGAAACAAAGAAUGUUGCAAUCACCUUUGACGAAAAAAAUCGCUAGCCAACAUUCGGCCACGAUGGCUUCCGCCGAAUCGCUUAAUCCAGGCUCCAGCGCAAGCGUUGGCGGCGAUCGCCGACAGGAGGAUAUCUAUGGCAUGAAGUCCGAAGAUUCUCUGCUUCGUGGUGAUUACUAUUCUGCAGCAUAUGAACGUCAAUCGAUCGGCGAUUUGACCGGUAUCGGAUCCGCAACCGCUAGAAAGCAUGGUGGCAGUGUGGCCAACAUUGCUCAAACAUCGGCGUAUGGUAGUGAGAUGAAACUUAACGGUGAUUACAACAGUUACUCGUCGGACGAUGAAGAUGGAAGAAAUUUUACGCCGGCAGGAAGGUCAUCCCCACUCGUUAAUACCGUUGCCACGAAUGAGGUAGCAGAAGCACCACCACCACCACCACCACCACCACCUCCAAAACACAAUUUAACACAACACAACCACAGCCACCGAUUUUCCGAUUUCGACGCUGGCUCUGGCAGCACUGAUAAUACGAUGCACGCAUUAACGCAAUCUUUUUACACCGACAAUCCGAGUGGCAGUGGCGGUGAUGGUAAAGACAGGAUUAUCAAACCAGCCGCUAACGAUAGUCCGGACAGACACAGUAAGAUGGAGCAGAAAAAGGAUAACAUACCGACAGAAUUGGCGAUGAGUGAGCAACAGGAUGAGGAUGAGGAUGGGGUUUAUGAGGAUAGUUUAGUGAACCACGCAAGUCUGAACGCAAGUCCAAGCUUGAGUGUGGAUGCGAAUGUUUAUGAAAAUAGUUUUAUAAAAGCGUCAAAUGAUCAUAAUCAAAUUAAUCAAAAGUCGAAUGGCAGGAAUGGGCAAGAUCAUCCUGCGGACGGUGUUGUAGUCGGUCUCACCGGGAACCUUGUGAAUAUCAAUGUCCAUGGUUUUAGUGAUAAAAGUAGUGCUAGGGUAAAUGGUAGUGGAAAUCAUAAUAAUCCAUCAUUUGAAGCUAAACCUUUGCUCAUCACGGAAAUGGUUACCUCCAAACAACACGAACAACAGCUACAAACGUAUGUGCCAGUUUACAAGCACAAUAUAUCAUCGCUGAGUAUCAAAGCAUUACAUACACCUUCGUCGGAUGCUGGAAGCGAACAGAGCAAGGAGUUAGAUAAAGAAAUGGAAAUCAAAAUUCCAGAGUCAACUAAUGGCCAAAAUGUGAGCAUAACUAAUCAUGAUGUAGAUCCUGAUCUCGGUGACGAAAAGAUUGCAGAUGAUGGAGAUGAUAUUUUUGAAUAUACCGAUGAAGAUCUAGAUGAAGCGUUGCAACAUGCUGAGGAACAGCAGCAAAACAGCUCCGAUAAAGAUCGGAACCAAAUAUCUACAAACGAGGAACCUUCUGUGGAAUUGCUAAACUAUGGUGCGACGAUGGACGACGAGCUUUCGAUGCAAAUAAUGGAAGGACACUACAUGCCGAUGACUCCGAGAAAGAACUUAAUCAGUUCGGCUAGCAGCUGCACGACACUGUCAUUGUUAAACCGCAACAACACCAUGAAUCAAACCGUUCAGGGGAUAUCGUCAUCAUCAUCGACAGGUAAGUUACGCACUUGUGAAAGUUUAACAGCGAUGGACAUACUGGAUUCGAUACAAAAAAGCAACGAAAUGCAAAUGUGCAACGCGUACGACGAGAGUACAUACAUUGAGAUGACAAAGGGUGCACUUGGCAAGAGCGUGUUUGCAACGGCGGAAGAUUUGCGGGGGACGACCUAUGAAAUGAUAAUGAUACCGGAGUCUUCCCGAUCGCUUGCUGGAAAAGGUGGUGGUAAUCAUGAUGGGUUAGGUGUAAAUCGAGGUACAGCAGAUUCCGAACCAUUGUACAUGGAACUGUCGCAAUUGCAUAGCAGCAUCAAGACACUAUCCAAAAACGAUUCUAAGUGUGGAUUCAACAAUGGAGGUGGGAAAAAAGAUGAAAAGCUCGACGUGAAAAGGGUUGAUAGUGGACAAAUGAAGAAGAAGCAUAACUUGGAAGACACGGUUGAACUUAGUGUCGAAAAAACCAGUACGAUGGUGCGAAUGAAAAAUGCCGUCACCAGCAGUGGGACAAGCAAUGUGAAUAAAAAAAGGAAAAAAGAUAAAAACUGGCCAGAUAUAGUAAUGCAAUCGAGCAAGACUGAUAGUGAGAGCGAAUCGGACACGCCAGAUAAAUUGAACGAUGAAUGUAAACGAAUGAAAAAGAAACCUAAUGGCAAGGAGAAGAAAGUCACUUCCAAUACUACCGACCUGCAGAGUAAAACAAUGGCCCGUUCACGAUUUAGUCUUUCGGAUACUUUCCGUCCAGCUUCCUAUUAUUUAGGGGCAAGCGGUAGUAGUACCACACCGUUCAGUCACGGUAACAGUGCAGGAGAAAGUUCGUUCGAUAUUUUGCUAGACAGCUCAGACAGUGACAUUGUAUCGCCACCCCCAAUACCGAUCACUUCGCUUCCGCUCGAUGAACCGGAUGGUAGCUGUGUGGAUGAAGGAAGAAUGUUAUUGAGUACAGUCGAUAUGCAACGAUACACCAAUCGGGAGAAGUUUCGAUCAAGCGAAGCGAUUGAUCUGAUAAAAAAUCACCACGCACAGGAAAAAAGGCAAUCAGUGCAAAGUUUGAUUACGGGGACGUCCAGCGGUGGUCAAUCGUUGGCUGGCUCAAUGAAUUUGUCUUAUGGCAUGCGCAGAGAAAGUGGCAGUAUUUCGUCAAAUCGUUCAAGUCUACGCAGUAGUUCUCAGGGUUUGUUUGGCGUUAGUAGCAAUGGUGCAGUUGGUAAGCAAACGCGUGAUUCAAUUAGCGGUCACGAUCAUCGUUCCUAUGAUGCUGUGUCCCAUGCAUCAUCAGAAUAUGAAGUACUUGUUCGGGAUGUGUUUGCAGGUGGAAGUAGAUUAGGAUCGGCCAUGGGGUCAGCACGGAAGGAUGAUUCGUCGGCCCGAAGUUCAAUCACACUUUCGGAAACGAGUGGUUCCAUCGAGUGGAGGAGUCGCUCGUGCAUGGAUGUAUCGGUGAGGAACAAAAGACGCCCGAUAUCAGGAAGCUCCAUCAAUUGCCCUAUCGAAAUGGCUUUGGAUGGUCUUGAUGGUACGACAGAGAUGGGUGAAUCUGUCGAAACCGAUAGGCAAGUUGCUAUUGUUGAAAGCAACACAGGCGAAUCGAACAACAGUUUGUGCAACUUUUCACUAAACGGACACGAUAAUAGUAUCUACUAUGAGAAUGUAGAUCUAACGGGGCCGAAUGGGUCAGAAUUAACAUCCAGAAAUCUAGCCGCUCCAAUACUCAGUCCCCUUAGAGAGAAAAAUCUCUCCUUACAUGAUGCACGUUGCCAAUCGGAAUAUCUUGGUACGGUUCUCGAGGGCAACAGUCUUGACGUGGAAAAUGCGUCCCUAUCGUCGGCGAUGGAUCCCGAUCAACAAAGUUCGUGCACGAUACGCUAUGAUUACGCUCGUUCGAAUCAGUGUAACAGGACAAUCACACCAAUAGAUGGAGGCUUACAUUCAGUGGCGACGGAAACGAUACACAGUCGUAACAAUAGUACAAUAUCGUCGGAGGCUGCUCCAUACUACUAUUCCGAUUUACAGGCGGCUCGAACACGUGAGGAAGAAAGCAUUCAGUAUCAACAUGGGAACGGCGGGUCCCAUACGUCACCUACCGCUUCAAUGGUAGCGGGUGAUACGCUCAACAAUCAGCGUGAUCCUGGAGGCUUGCGCAAACAUACAACUGGUAGCAUUUUUCAUAUCCAUAAUCCGCUGAACACACUCAAAACGGCAAAUCUGUUGUUGCAUGCAUCCGCUAACGAGAAGCAUGCAGAGAUUGAUCGCAAAAACAUUUACGAGUCUGACCGGAUCGGACAGAAAGAUGUUAACAAAACGCUUGCUGCAUCGUUGGCAGCAGGUGGAGGCAAGAUUAUCGGCUUGCCAAUGGGUAGAUCAACCUCUUCUUUAUCCGUAAAUGCUUCCAGGGAUGGUACAGUUAGUCGGUUAUCAUCUAGUUCAAUGUGCAGUUCCUCAUUCCAACGUCAAGACGGCGCAAUUGGUGGACAUUCUAGGGCAAGUGAUGAUCCUGUGCCAGGCUGUAGCAACGGUAGGAGGGAUGGAUUGCAACAGUUGCUCGAUAAUUCUGAUGGUAACAUUUCAUCUGGUGAUCAACUCUGGGAAGAAGAUACACUUUGGAGGGAUAAUCUUAGACGCGUGUCUCAUAUUCAUGCAAAAUCAAUGGAAAAUCUCGACCAUCUGGGUACGAUUAGGUCACCAUCUGCUGCUUUGCUGGCUAAAACAAUCAACCAACAGCAGGAACAACGUGACAUACAGGAAAGGAUUCGCGAUGGACAACAACAGAGCGAUCCAAAUAGCGACGAGCUAAAAAAGAAACCAACGGUCAAAAUAAAUCGUAAGGAUGUUACCUAUGUUAAUGAGCAUCUAACAAAUCUGCCUUUAUCGAAAGCGGCAUCAGGUGAGCAGAUGGGAACACUGAAAAAAUCGAUUCUACGCACACCAUUGUGCAAUGAAGAUGGUACUGAAGGUUGCAAUGGAGACGAUGAUGACGUAUAUGUCCAGCUUGCAAGUAACGUUUCCUCUUCGGGUACGAUCGUACGUGAUGGUCGAUGGUCUGCAUCCAGUGGUCGAGAAUCGGAUGCGGUGUACGAGGUGCUUCGGGAUGAAAUUAAUCGAUACGAUAUCAAUCGUGAAACAAUUAGACAAUGGGAUCUAAUGUCCAGUGGUCUUGUUAACAGUAGCAGUACGGCGAGCAAUUACUCGAAAUCAAAUGGAAAUAAUGGUGAAUCGAGUAGAAAAUUGCUUACCGGAGCUAGUACUACACCUAUCAUUAGCAAAGCAAACACGAUGGAUAAUGCAGAUGGAGCCACGUAUCAUGUAGAAGCACAAACAUUUUCUAGAACUGGAACUAGAUCCGUAAUGGCAACGCAAUCCUUUGAUGACUCUGGUGGCAAAUCAAACGAUGCGGAGACUAUUAACAGUGUGCAUAAUAGAGAGUACAGUAUUACAGAUAGUAAACGAAGCAUGGAAUCGGUGAGGGAUAAAUAUAAUUUUGAUAGUAGCAAGCAUAUGAACGCUCGGAAAAGUGAUACAAGGGAAGUCGCAUCGAUAUCGGUGAGAAACGUUUUCAACCUGCCAAAGGUAGCACUAACGGUGAAGCCGGACCCCUCGGAUCCCACCUAUCUACAGACGAAGGAUGGCGUUACACCAGGCAGUUUUUACGAUGGCAUGAUGUUGGGUUCCUCGGAUUAUUAUGGCAGCGAGAAGUACAUUCGUCCUGAUAUCAGCUUCGAAUCGACGCACGAUCUGUACACGCAAGCACAGCUCCAGCGUGCCCAGGAAUUGAACCUACAGCAGCACUAUCAGCUGCAAAACAUCGAUCGAAGUCUAGCAACAAUGCAGGAACAGCAACAUCAAGACGCUUCCCCACAAUCGCCCAUGAGAGGUGGUGGAAUUGAGACGAAAUGGUCAACAACUUCUACUGCCGGUGGUAAUGACACGGUCGGAUAUUUGAAUGGUCGCCUCAAGAACGAUUCCUCUAACGAAAGACUGGAUAGCAAGCCUUUGGAUGUAUCUGCUGGGGACUUGUUAAAUCGAACGCACGAAGAGUUGAUACUUUUGCUAAUCCAGUUGAGACGACAAAACAGUCAAACGGCGCGAUCCAUUGAACAAUGCUGCACAAAUAUUCACGAAUUACAGAAUCUGAUCCGAACCGCUGAAGGAAACCGGAAAGCUGACAGUUUGGCUAGAUUGGAUGCGCUUAAACAGCAAUUGACGGAGCUUGAAAAGCAGUAUGAAAAGGAGAAACCUUUGAUCAAUUUAGUUGACAAUAUGGUUAAGCUGGGAAGCUUGUACCGUGGUCCGAUUGGUGGCAAAAAGCAAUUACAGUCGCCCGAAUCUGCCACACUAGAUCGGUUAGAAUUCAACCAGAGAAUGCAAGAACGGCGACUGUUGCAAGAAGAACAGCGGCAAUGGGAUAGAACCAGCCCGAACCACGUUGAGUUACAGUCUAAAGUGCAGCAGUUGUAUCAGAUUGACAAAUUGAUGCAGGAAGAAUCGGGUACACUGCAAGCGUUGCAAAGGGACAAAGAGAAUUUGGAAAAAGCCCUUGCUAUUUUGAAAACGAAGGUCCUGAAUCGCGAAAGUGGGAACAUGCCGAUGGCGAUGGAUACGGCAAGACAACAACAGCACACGCUGGAACGUGAACUAACUCGAGUGCAUCAGUUACUGGCCGCUAAUUCAAAGAAACUGGAGAAAACAGUUUCCACAAAUGCACGACUGGAGCAGGAACUUCUGGUAUUGCGACAAAAGCUACAAGCCACUCGUGAGCAUCGUUCGAUGCAUUCUGUUUUUGAUUCGGCCUCGUCGAUCGAUAACCAGUACACGCCCGGUUCGGUAACUGCUGUGCUUGAGUCGGAAUUAAAGCGUGCAAAGCUGCUGGUAGGCGAUAUGCAACGUCAGCGACAGGAGCUUGGACAAGCCGUACGUCAGCUAACGUCGUACAGCGAUAGCAAUGGUUCACAAAUGAUGGACCGUCUGCAGAGUGACGAGCAACAGCAUUUACAACAUCAGCAGGAACACCAGCAACAGAGAGAACAACAGGCAAAACAUAAACGAAGCUAUUCUUCGUCCUGGGUAGAGACGGAUCUAGAUUCAAUGGCAGGAAAAGAAUCAUCGGUAUCCAGCUCUAACGCUCACCGUGCGCUAUCCUCUUCUUCAUCGAGCGUAUUAACCAUCGAUGAUGAGAUGCAAAACUUCUUCCUUCCAAGUAGUCGCACCAAAGAUCCUAUGGAAGGAAUGGAAUCGAUGGAUGAGCUGUAUGCAGCUGGGUCUGCAUACAACUAUGGCAGUGGUAUGAUGAAUGCUGUUGACAAGCAAGAAAUUAAAACUGUUCGCAUUGUAAAGCGCGAAUCGGAGCGCCGAACGAGAGAUAAGGAAAAGAACGACCGCAAUCUUGCCUUGAGCCUGGACCAGGUGCUGGAAGAGGAAGCGCAGCUGAUGGAGGAUUACCAGCGAUCAAAAUCGUUACCAAGAGGAUACGAAACGCACGAAUUGUUCGUACAGAACCAUGAAGCCCUCGGCGGUGGUGGAGGCAGUGAUGGUGUAAUGGGAGGAGCAGCAACUUCGCUUGACAGUAGCAGGAUGAUGAUCGAUUAUUAUAGUAGCGUAGUUGCAUCGACCAAUGGAAACAGUUAUCCGGUUUCGUUGAUCGAUCGUCAGGCCGAUCUGUACACUGGUCACUUUGAGACAGGGUUGCAAUCGAAAUACAUCACCAACGACAUGACCAACGGCGGAAGUGUGAGCAGAUCAUCGGCAAUGAUGAGCAAUUCGUACCAAGGCAAUUCCUAUCUCACGAGCGGAAGUACGGGUAUCGCUGCAAGCGCGCUGGGCGGUUUGAAAAGAAAAACCGAAUCUAUCCAAAGUCUCACCAACACCGACGCGGAACUAGAUCCUGUAUUCCAGAGCGAGGCUGCCAAGCAAAUUAUCAACGAGAUGGCGACUGGAGCAAAUAUGUCUGUUGUUGAAAAUAGUGCCGAAUCAUCGGGUAGUGGCGAGAAUAAAGCGCCCCCCAGCAAAGACGAGCAGCAGUAUCAGCAACAGCAACGCCAACAAGCACAACAAAAUCGACAGCGUCGAGCAGUCCCGAAGGAAAAGCGUCGGCAUCAUACGGCCCCCCAUCAUGUGAACGCCAAAUCGAUUGAACUGAUGCACAGCGAAAAUGACAUGAACAAAAAUAACGUCAACUGGAGAGCGCGUGAUGAUGUUGAUCUUGAGGUGACGAUACGACCACGAUCUAAUGCACCUGACGUAGUGCGAUCGGCGCUUGGACCGCGAGAAAAAAUUUCAGAGCAUACCAUCGACAAAUUACUAGCAGCUCCGAGCAAAAUACUUAUUCCCGAGCGUUACGUACCGGAGCAGACGCCCGAGCUAUCCCCGGAGGAGAAACGACGGCGCCAGGAAAAAGUGGAAGCAAUUAAAAAGAUGCUUUCGGACACUCCGAUUGGCGGUGGUGCUGGCAAUAAUGAAACCGGAACAAAUCCCGUCGUUCCUAACGCGGAAAAGAAGCAACGCGAACAUCUCAUUCAACUCAAUCAAAUCCUCGCACAGCAAGUGAUGCAAAUGAGCAAGAUUGUGGCAGAGGAUAAACCGGCGAGCUAUGGCAUAAACGACAUGCGAAAAGAAAACUCGUCAGCCGUACUUCCGUCGAAGAUAAAAAGGAAAUGUAAUGCACAGUUUGGUGCCAACUCCUCGUCCGCUAGCAAAACGAACGACGAAAAAGAUCACUACGAAUCGGAUUUGGAAGACUACGAUACGGAUUCUCCGGCCGAACCACUCCCACUGUAUCAGCAGCGUGAAAACUACUUUACCUAAGAUGAUGAGCAGGUGAUGUUAGGUGA